Messenger RNA from Coffea eugenioides, 2028 nucleotides. Its product is annotated as UDP-N-acetylglucosamine 1-carboxyvinyltransferase 2-like. The transcript is spliced from 6 exons. Gene Ontology annotation, molecular function: UDP-N-acetylglucosamine 1-carboxyvinyltransferase activity. Gene Ontology annotation, biological process: UDP-N-acetylgalactosamine biosynthetic process. Lineage: Eukaryota; Viridiplantae; Streptophyta; Magnoliopsida; Gentianales; Rubiaceae. The record is from RefSeq and is a predicted model, not a curated record. The coding region runs from base 6 to 1481 and encodes 491 amino acids.
CCCCAAUGGCGUCAAGACUGAACUCCAACAGCCACACUCUCCCUCCUUCCCCUCAAAAUCCAGCAAAUAAACCACCACAACUCUCCUCUCAUUGGCCCGAAAACCUCAGCCCCCUCCCCCCCACCUCUAAUUCUUUAACCCCAGAACCAAAACUCAUCAUUACAGGAGGCUCAAAGCUCUCUGGCCAUGUUAACAUUAGUGGCUCCAAGAAUUCAGCUUUAUCAAUUCUUGCAGCGACAAUUUGCUGCUCUGGGACUACAAAGCUCACAAAUGUACCUAAUGUAUCUGAUAUUCGAACAAUGGCUUCUGUUUUGGAGUCAUUGGGUGCUGAAGUUGAGUUUUGUAGGAAUGAAGCUGUCGUUAAUGCUAAUAGCAUUAGCUCUGUUGAGCCAGAUUCAAACGCGGUUGGGAAAAUUAGAGGUGGCUUUUUUGUCAUUGGGCCGCUGUUAACUCGGUUUGGCGAGGCUGUGGUGGCAUUGCCGGGUGGCUGUGACAUUGGAAGUCGUCCUAUUGAUCUUUAUAUCCGAGGGCUUGGUGCUCUUGGUGCUGUUCUUGAGUUGAGAGAUGAAAAAGUACAAGCCUACGCUUCAAAUGGAAAGGGAUUGGUUGGUGCGAGGUUCCAACUUGAUUAUCCUAGUGUUGGGGCGACGGAAACUCUUAUGAUGGCAGCAUCUUUGGCCGAGGGAAAUACAGUGCUUUCAAAUGUAGCUCAAGAACCGGAAGUGAUAGAUCUGGCUCAUUUCCUCACAAGAUGUGGAGCUUCCAUCAGAGGAGCUGGCACCCAUGAACUUUAUAUUUCCGGAAGGGGUCAGUUGUAUGGUUCCUGUUACAGCAUUAUGCCUGAUCGGAUAGAAGCAGGCAGCUUCAUGCUUGCAGCUGCGAUUACCCGCUCUUGUAUCUCGUUGUCACCCAUCAUUCCUUCAACUAUAUCCUGUUUGAUUGAAAAGCUUUCUAGUGCAGGCUGCAAAAUUGUAUCGUACACUGAUGACACCUUGGAGGUUUCAGCUAUCCCUGAAAAAUGUGGAGAUGAUUUGCGAGGCUUUGACAUUAAAACAGGCCCAUUUCCUGGUUUUCCCACAGAUCUCCAACCCCAGACUAUGGCAUUCCUUUCAACAUGUAACGGUCUAAGUAUGGUGGAGGAAUCUGUGUUUGAAAACCGCUUGGGUCAUGUAAAGGAAUUGAGGAAAUUUGGGCCCAGAAUUCAGGAUUGUGGAAGCACCGCUUUGAUUUUUGGAAAGGAGACAGGAAGUAGUUUCAAAGGUUCUCAAGUCAUGGCAGCUGAUUUACGUGGUGGAAUGUCACUGGUUUUGGCGGGGUUGGCUGCUGAAGGAAUAACUGAAGUAAGCGGAAUUUCUCACAUUGAUCGUGGAUAUGAGAAUAUGGAGAUGAAGCUUCAGAAUCUAGGAGCUAAUGUCAAGCGUUUCGAGUCCUCGACCAAAGCUUGUACAAUAACUUCGUACGGCAUUGCCCAGUCGGAAUGAUUAGUUGAGAAUGUUCAUCUGGAAGCCCGUAAAUCAUCCAGGUUGUGGCAUUGCUAACCAUUCAUAUCUGACUAUCUUACUAACCUAUCACCAAUUCUCCAACUGCAUUGAGCGCUUAAUCUCUACUUGUUCCCAUACUGGCUGGAUCAGAAUGCCGAUCAGUUGGUAAAAGUUUGAGUUCUGCGGUCCGUUGGAUUUGAGUUUUAUCUCACCAACCAACCGUUCAGUUUGUUGGGUUUGGUGGAAUAAAAUCCAAAUCCAACAAAAUGAACAGUUGUGGGAUAAAACUCAAACCUAACACGGUCAAUGUCAGCAGGGUUGAUAAGUUUAAAUUUGCAAAUUCAGUUUAUCGGAUGUAACUAUUCGGGCUAGUAUGAAUGAAUGAUUAAAUGGUUGAUGUAUCUUUAAGGGGUUACUGUUUAUCCCUAUUCCUGUGGGGUUUGUUGUAAUCUUCAUGAGUUGGCUAUUGUAUUGAUCUCACAAGUGCGGGCUACAUGUAACCAUAUCAAAAAGUAAAUGGAAAGAGUGUAAUUUCAAUCUACCUGAA